Messenger RNA from Rattus rattus (black rat), 1807 nucleotides. It is a transcript of the gene Mcoln2, whose product is annotated as mucolipin 2. The record is from RefSeq and is a predicted model, not a curated record. Gene Ontology annotation, molecular function: NAADP-sensitive calcium-release channel activity. The transcript is spliced from 14 exons. NCBI's taxonomy places the organism in Eukaryota, Metazoa, Chordata, Mammalia, Rodentia, Muridae. Gene Ontology annotation, cellular component: plasma membrane; lysosomal membrane. The coding region runs from base 107 to 1807 and encodes 566 amino acids.
GCGACUUCCCUUUAUAAGGGCGUCCACUCCACCUGCCUCUCAGAGACACCCGCAGGCGGAUCCGGGUGUCCGGACAGUGGGGACUGAAGGAAUCUAGGGUCGCGCCAUGCCCGAAGGCGAGGAGACGCUGGACCUGCCUGCGUGGAACCGCGCACCGGACCCAGCUUGGGGUCCCCAGCACAGAGCUGCAAUGGCGUCUCUUGAUUCUGAGGUGAAGGAAGAAUGUCUGAGGGAAGACCUGAAGUUCUACUUCAUGAGUCCCUGUGAGAAAUACCGAGCCAGACGCCAGAUCCCAUGGAAACUGGCCUUGCAGAUUUUGAAGAUAGUCAUGGUAACCACACAGCUUGUUCGGUUUGGCUUAGGUAACCAACUGGUGGUGGCUUUCAAAGAAGAUAACACUGUUGCUUUUAAGCACUUGUUUUUGAAAGGAUUUUCUGGAGUUGAUGAAGAUGACUACAGCUGCAGCAUAUACACCCAGGAGGACGCCUACGAGAGCAUCUUUUUUGCUAUAAAGCAGUAUCUCCAUCUAAAGAACAUUUCCCUGGCCACCCUUGAUUAUGGAAAAAGUGAAGACAAUAGAACUGGCUUGAGAUUCUGUAAGCAGCACUACAAGAGCGGGGCCAUGUUUUCUUCUAACGAGACCCUGAACAUUGACAGUGACAUUGAGACAGACUGCACUCACCUGGACCUCCAGGUGCUCACCAAGGACCCCGAGGACUGGGCACAGGCAUCGUUCUUCAGGCUGGAUUUUCAUCGGCUCGUGCAAGUGGAUAUCUCCUUUGCCCUCAAAGGAAUUGACCUACAGGCAGUUCACUCCCGAGAGGUACCAGACUGUUACCUCUUUCAGAAUACGAUUACCUUCGACAACACGGCCCACAGUGGAAAAAUCAAAGUCUAUUUUAACAGCGAGGCCAACAUAGAAGAAUGUAAACACAUGAACUUAUCUGGGUCUCUUCAGAGAAGCACCCACUACGUCCUGGUGUUUGAUGUGUUUGUCAUUGCGAUCUGCCUGGCAUCCCUUAUCCUGUGCACAAGAUCCAUUGUUCUUGCUCUGCGGCUGAGGAAGAGAUUUCUAAACUUCUUCCUGGAGAAGUACAAACAACACGUGUGUGAUGCUGACCGGUGGGAGUUCAUCAAUGGAUGGUACGUCCUGGUCACUAUCAGCGACCUCAUGACAAUAAUUGGAUCCAUAUUGAAGAUGGAAAUCAAAGCCAAGAACCUCACAAACUAUGACCUGUGCAGCAUCCUGCUCGGGACGUCGACGCUCCUUGUCUGGGUUGGAGUCAUCCGAUAUCUGGGUUACUUUCAGACGUACAAUGCGCUCAUUUUAACCAUGCAGGCCUCCCUGCCCAAAGUCCUCCGGUUCAGCGCUUGCGCCGGUUUGAUCUACCUGGGGUACACGUUCUGCGGCUGGAUUGUCUUAGGACCGUACCACGAGAAGUUUGAAAACCUGAACAUCGUUGCCGAAUGCCUGUUUUCUCUGGUCAACGGCGAUGACAUGUUUGCCACGUUUGCUCAGAUCCAGCAGAAGAGCCUCCUGGUGUGGCUCUUCAGCCGUCUCUACUUGUACUCCUUCAUCAGCCUCUUCAUCUACAUGGUCCUCAGUCUUUUCAUCGCGCUCAUCACCGAUUCGUACCACACCAUUAAGAAAUACCAGCAGAAUGGGUUUCCUGAAACGGAUCUGCAGAAAUUCCUGAAGGAGAGCGGUAGCAAAGAAGGGUACGAGAAGGAGCCGUCGGCCUUGCUGCCCUGUUUCUGCUGUCUGAGGAGGAGAGGAAGUGAUGACCACUUGGUUCUCGUUGACUAA